Pectinophora gossypiella (pink bollworm) is the source of this 2424-nucleotide messenger RNA. RefSeq lists its product as uncharacterized. The transcript has 3 exons. Bases 247 to 1374 code for a protein of 375 amino acids. The record is from RefSeq and is a predicted model, not a curated record. NCBI's taxonomy places the organism in Eukaryota, Metazoa, Arthropoda, Insecta, Lepidoptera, Gelechiidae.
UUUUGUCGGACAAAACCAGGUCUUUGGACAAAACGAAGAUAAGCUUCCUUGUUUUCCUUGGAUGAUGUACAGGAAUACAGUGAAUUUCUUAUAAACAGGUUCAAUAAACCUCCUGCAAAACAAAGAUCUAGUCCAACUGCGCAUUUUGUGCAGCGACUAGUAAGUAAAUAAGUAGAAUGAUUAUAAAAAGGUGAUCGUACGUAACCUAUUAUCUCAAGCAACGAAAAUAGCCACCAAAUAGCCAAAAUGAAUAAGCUGGCAGUGAAUUUCACGAAAAACCCUCUCUUUUACCUUCGUUUUUUAUACAGUGCACAGAGAAUAGCGCCAAUCUUAAGGCCUUCGAGUUAUUAUACAACGACAGUUGACGCAAUGGAUGCCUUUACAAUAGAACUAUUACAGCGACAUCGAAUCAAGGUAAAAAGUUCCUUUGACAUCAACAGUUUAUCAAUAAGAUACUUUAUGGAUACAGAAAACCCACCUAAAGAUGUUACCAAGAUGACUGUUGAAGAAUUGGAUGCCAUAGUAUUAGUACUUGUGUCUAAAAACAAAGACAAAAAGUUGACAGAGUUUAUAUUAGAAUGCACUGAAGCACAUAAGAACAUAAGUGAUAUUACUCUUAAAAAAGUAUUCCGACACUACAGUGUAGCUGGAAAACCUGACAUAGUGGAGAUUCUCCAGAAAUAUUGCGUAAAAGUAGAUCCGUGUGUUUAUAAACGUAAUGGAGAAUUCAUGCAUUAUUUGGCGAAGUCUCAAUGCAUGAAGGGUAAUUCAGACAAAGGACUUUCAAUAUUAACAAGCUGCUAUAAAAAGAAUGAAGGUUUAAGGAGUUUUUAUAGAGUUAUAUUCAGAGAACUUAUACAAGAUUCAGUGCUGAAUAGAUCGGAAGCAUCUCUAGUGAUAUUUAAGAAAUAUGUUACAAUGUUCAGUGAAGAGAUGGGAGACCAUUACCCUCUGGUUUGUUUCUGGCAUCUUUGUUGGUCCAGCUCUUGGUUCUCUGACCAGAUGCUUGCAAAUGAACUGCUAGAAACUUCAACAACACUUCAAGAUAUUGUGAAAGACAAGGCAACAGCGUUUAGCAUCAGCAUUCUGCGUCAGGAGUACAACGAGGAUGCGGUGGUGCGUCUGUUGCAGUCUCUGCUCAAAUAUGACAUGUUGACAGAGUAUGCUAAAGUCCUCCAAGUCUUGUUUGGUUAUAAAUUGAGAAAGCGAGACGUCCGCGGUUGCACCGAGAUCAUCCGAAACUGUGAGGUCCUGGGCAUAGCUCUUCCGUCCGACCAGCAAGGGAGAUACAUCAAAAUGCUCAUCGACGGCAAACAGAGUGACAAAACGACCACAGUCAAACCCAGUUCUAAGAACUUUAAACUCAAAUUCUGAAGUUGUAUAUGUAUUAAUUAUGCUACUUAUGUUAGGUAAGCAGCUGUUUGACGCCGGUACAUGCGUACUGAUAUAAAAAAUCUAAAGUUAUCAGUAGUGUUGACGAUCCAUGAUUCGCAAUUUGGAUCAAGAUCUAAUUUACAUCAUGACCCCAGGGGAAAUGAUCUGAUUGACUGUAAAAUGAGUGUGGAGCGGAGCUUAAUAUCGUUCUUCUAGUCAGUAUGGAUUCCCGUGAACAAAGUGAUAAUUAGAAAUGACGAAGAUUUAUAAAAUGCGACGCCUGUGUGUUUAUUAUCGCCAAAAGAGAACUGUAAGAACGCUUUAUAGCGAGUCGCAUUCUUCAUACAAAAUCACUUUACUGUGUACGGUCACGAGCAUUAAUUAAUAUGUAUACACUUUGAUACCAUGUCACAUUAACUUUUUUGACAAAGUAAGAUAAGUCUCACUAAAUGUCAAAUAUGUUAGUGCGACAGAGUCCUAAAGUGGGUACAUUAUAUUGCUCAUAAUCUGUACACAUCACAGCGAGCUCAGAUACCCGCAUCAAACUCUGACUGGCCUUAUAGUUGCCUACUUGACAGUUGUCAGAUAUUUAAGUAUUUUAAAAAUUACAAACGCUUAUUUUAUGCCUCUUAAAAUAUUUUAUUUUCUCGAAAAAGGUUUAUAUAUAAUAGAAAUAAACAUUUUUUUCUUCUUUAAUUUCCAAUUUCGCGCGAAAACGGUUGCUCACGUGAAAUUUGCCCGGUGACGUCACAUUUUAAUAAACAAAGAUGCUGGCAAACUAUGCGUCACUUCAAGUGACUUGAAACCUGAAAGAUAGUGUUUGUGUAACCUCACACAAAGCUUAAUCAUGGCCGCCCGCGUUUUGGGUCUUGUAAUGCACAGAUAAAAUUGCAUUAUUUUGUAAAAAUUAUCUUAAUAAAAAACCUAUUGUAUAAUUAUCGACAUAUUUCAUAUUAUUACAACUGUCAAAUAGGCAAAUCAUAAGUACUAUUGUAAAUAUUGUAUUUAUUAGACUGUAUAGAUGUACAAAUAUAGGGUUUUUAAAUUAUA